CACAUCGCCUGGACGACUCCAAGCUACGCGCAACCGCGAGCUAGGUGGCUUGAUCAUUAUGCUUAAUCAUUCAUCUGGUUAGUUAUUGUACAUUAUUCACGAUUGAUGUGUUCUUGAUACUGGGUAUAGGAUCGGUUGAAACCGCGUUGGUAUCAUCGAUGCAAACCUACAGAUAAGCAUCAGAUGGCAUCCCUGGAUCGCGAGGUGAAAAUGGCCUCACCACGCCCUUCACGCGACUCUCUUUCCUCGGUUUCCACGACGAGCCUUGUCUUCGAACGUAUUGGCGAACGAGAGAAAACCGGCAAUGGCUUCACCAAUCGCGAGCUCUCCGACUCGGAUCAUGACGAUUCCUUCAAUAGCACUGCGUACGACGAUGAGCGGGCUGCCUUUCUAGAAUCGGCCACCCCGGGGAAGAUUCUUGGCAUGGACAUCAAGCUCAAGCGCAUAUUGCUGCUUGCAUCUGGCAUUCUCGUUGCUGCCUGGGUCAUCGGACUAGCCAUAUUCGUCUCGUCCAAGUCCUACCAGCACGCCUCCGAAAAAGAACAUGACCCUACCGCUACCGCCUCGCGUGGCUCCGGGAAGCGCAUCACCUUAGAUCAAGUCAUGACUGGCUUCUGGAAACCCUACAACCAUCAGAUGAGUUGGAUUGACGGUGCUAAUGGCGAAGAUGGGCUUUUACUGGAGCAAAAUGCGCCGGGUAAAGACUAUCUUGUUGUGGAGGAUGUCUUGAGUCGAAACAGCGACAACGUUGCACCUAGCGUUCAGAUCACUUCUUCCAAGACCCUGAUGGAAAAGGCCUUUUUCGAUGCUGCUGGUCGGACCUUAACACCUGAACAACUCUGGCCUAGUCCUGACCUUAAGAAAGUUCUUAUUGCAACUGGUGUUAUUAGUGUUUGGAGGCAUUCAUUUACAGCAAACUACUGGAUAUUUGAUGUAGAAACCCAAACUGCCGAGCCUUUGGAUCCUAACGAUUCGGCCCGAAGAGUUCAAUUGGCACAGUGGAGCCCUAAGAGCAAUGCCAUCUCCUUCACGAGCUCAAACAACCUCUAUGUUCGCGAACUCGACAGCAAGAAAGUAGUUCAAGUUACCAAAGAUGGCGGACCUGAAUACUUCUAUGGAAUUCCAGACUGGGUGUAUGAAGAGGAAGUCUUCGGCGACAACAGCGCUACGUGGUGGUCUACUAACGGCGACUUCAUGGCCUUCCUGCGAACAAAUGAGACGCUUGUACCUGAAUACCCCAUCCAAUUCUUCAUUGACAGGCCAAGCGGAGAGGAAUUUCCUCCGGGUAAGGAGUCAUACCCGGAAGUUCAACAGCUCAAGUAUCCAAAGGCAGGAUCACCUAAUCCUUUUGUUGAUCUUCUGUUCUAUGAUAUGGCUAAGGGCGACACAUUUUCUGUGGAGAUUGAGGGAGGGUUUGAUCCAGAGGAUCUCCUCAUCACUGAUAUUACAUGGGCUGGGAAUCAAGUGCUCAUCAAAGAGACUAAUCGAGUUAGCGAUGUCAUGCGUGUCGUCCUUGUAGAUGUUACUGCACGAACAGGGAAGACUGUAAGGACCGUUGACGUGGGUAAAAUUGACGGAGGCUGGUUUGAGAUAUCUCACGACACCACCUAUAUCCCAGCCGAUCCGGAAAAUGGCAGACCCGAAGACGGAUAUCUUGACAUGGUCAUCCAUGACAAUGGGGAUCAUCUUGCCUAUUUCAGCCCACUUGACGCAGAUGAGCCUGUUAUGCUAACCUCGGGUAAUUGGGAGGUUGAUGAUGGUUCAUUAGCCGUCGAUUUGAGCACCAAUGUGGCGUACUUCACUGCCACAAAAGAGUCCUCCAUUCAACGACACGUUUACAGUGUCAAGUUUGACGGCUCAGAUCUCAAAGCCUUCACUGAUACUAGUAAGGAGGGCUUCUAUAGUGCCUCCUUCUCUCGCAAGGCAGGAUACGCUCUGAUCACUAAUCAAGGACCCAACGUGCCUUCUCAGAAGGUAGUUAAUACUCCAAGUAACCCGACCUCUUUCGAGCAUAUGGUUGAAGAAAAUAAGGAACUAGCAGACAAGGCGAGGAAACAUGAACUUCCAUUACUUAAAUACGGAACUAUAACUGUCGAUGAUGUUGAGUUAAAUUACGUCGAACGGCGCCCACCGCAUUUCAACCCAAGCAAGAGAUACCCUGUCUUGUUCCAGCAGUACUCGGGCCCAGGUUCGCAGUCCGUGACCAAACGAUUCACGGUUGACUUUCAAUCUUAUGUAGCUGCUAAUCUCGGCUAUAUCGUUGUAACGGUUGAUGGUCGUGGCACCGGGUAUAUAGGACGCAAGGCUCGGGUCAUAGUUCGCAAGAACUUGGGCAAAUGGGAGGCUCAUGAUCAGAUCGCAGCCGCCAAAAUCUGGGCUGCAAAGUCUUACACUGAUGAGUCGCGAAUUGCCAUCUGGGGCUGGUCGUAUGGUGGAUUCCAGACCCUGAAGACACUCGAGCAAGAUGCCGGCCAGACAUUCCAAUAUGGCAUGGCUGUUGCGCCUGUUACCGAUUGGCGAUUUUACGAUAGCAUCUAUACUGAGCGAUAUAUGUUGACGCCGCAGGAGAACCAAGCGGGAUACGACGCCACUGCCAUUAGCAAUAUGACUGCACUCGCUGGAAACGUGCGCUUCCUCAUCAUGCAUGGCGUCGCUGACGACAAUGUCCAUAUGCAAAACACCCUUACCCUCCUUGACAAGCUAGACCUAGCCACCGUUGAGAACUACGAUCUGCACAUGUUCCCCGAUAGUAACCACGGCAUAUACUUCCACAAUGCGAACCGUAUCGUAUAUGAUAAAUUAAGCAACUGGCUCAUCAACGCCUUCAAUGGCGAGUGGCUCAAGGUUGCGAACGCAAAACCUGGACAGGUCUCAUCUUCCAAGGCGAGAGAGAAGAGGAACGGUGUCGAGGAGCUGAAGGCUGGAGUCGAGGAGAUACGGAGAGAGAUGGGGCAUUGAUUACAGGCGGUCGCAUAUUUCUGCUUUCCAGGCGCAUUCGUGAGCAAAGAUAUUAGUUACAGGCGUUAGUGGUGUCCGGUUUGCAUUUUUGAUUUUUUGGCUGUAAGAUAUACUUUAUAUAUACUUAUUAGAAGUAGAUGCAAUUCUAUGCUAGUAUGUCCAUGGGAUGGCUAGUGAUAAGGGACGAACUCCGAUAUAUUCACCUAUCUUAGGUAGUAUAAGCGAUGGGGUGGGCGAUAUCGCCACGACCACCCUACCUGCCAUCAGUGCCAGCCCUCCUUAUAGAAAUCAAGGGGGCAAGACGCAAGACGCGUUCAACGCGCGCAUCUUUAUCUAUUAAACGUCAACGCCUUCAACAGAGACCUGAAGUAAGAAUUCCCUCAUUUAGGAGAGACUAUGAUAGUCAUUUCGUUGAGAGUACCCAUGACUUUAUGUGUAUUAUUGUCCAAAUCCUCCGUAAAUCUUCUCCUUGCCGCAUCUUUUUAACCAUCCUAUCGAGCAUUCAUAUUCUGAUAUCCAAGUUAGUGUGCAUCUUCAAAGUGCUGCUGCAGUACAGCAGAGCUUAUCAUAUGACCUGGUAUAUACUGUGUUGUACACUGUGUCAUAGCUUGUGCUGGUGAUGGAUGGAAACGGCCUUACCCGUUCAGACUGCACUUCCGUCGCCAACCUUCUGACUUCUACGGGACGCAGAAG
Molecule: messenger RNA, 3651 nt
Organism: Xylaria bambusicola
Lineage: Eukaryota; Fungi; Ascomycota; Sordariomycetes; Xylariales; Xylariaceae
Product: dipeptidyl peptidase IV N-terminal region-domain-containing protein
Exons: 3
Coding region: 184-2958 (924 amino acids)
Biological process (GO): proteolysis
Molecular function (GO): dipeptidyl-peptidase activity; serine-type peptidase activity
Source: RefSeq, a predicted model, not a curated record